GUAAAAACCACUGAGGCAAAGUUACCGUGAAGGGAUGGAAUAAGGCACUAGGACCUAGGAGGCGUCUCAUCCACCCUGGCAGGAAUUUCUUGCUUGGAGCUCAGACAACAAAGGCAGAGUGAGCCUGGUUUUCUUUCUCUCAGCAUCUCCACCCUGCGCGCUGAAAACCGCUUCAGAUCUUUAGGGUUCACUAAACUAUGGAACUUGAUUUUGGACACUUUGACGAAAGAGACAAGGCGUCCAGAAACAUGAGAGGCUCACGUAUGAAUGGGUUGCCCAGUCCCACUCACAGUGCUCACUGUAGCUUCUACAGAACCAGGACCUUACAGGCACUGAGUAACGAGAAGAAAGCCAAGAAGGUACGUUUCUAUCGCAACGGGGACCGCUACUUCAAGGGGAUUGUAUAUGCCGUGUCCUCUGACCGCUUCCGAAGUUUUGAUGCUCUCCUGGCUGACCUGACCCGGUCCCUGUCUGACAACAUUAAUCUGCCUCAGGGAGUCCGUUACAUUUACACCAUCGAUGGAUCACGGAAGAUUGGGAGCAUGGAUGAGCUGGAGGAAGGGGAGAGUUAUGUCUGUUCAUCUGACAACUUCUUCAAGAAGGUGGAAUACACCAAGAAUGUCAAUCCCAACUGGUCUGUCAAUGUGAAGACAUCUGCCAACCAGAAAGCACCUCAGUCUCUGGCCAGCAGCAACAGUGCCCAGGCAAAGGAGAACAAAGAUUUUGUGCGUCCCAAGCUGGUAACCAUCAUCCGCAGUGGGGUGAAGCCCCGGAAGGCAGUACGUGUGCUCUUGAACAAGAAGACUGCUCAUUCGUUUGAGCAAGUUCUCACCGAUAUCACUGAAGCUAUAAAACUGGAGACGGGAGUGGUCAAAAAGCUGUAUACCUUGGAUGGGAAACAGGUGACCUGUCUCCAUGAUUUCUUUGGAGACGAUGAUGUGUUUAUCGCCUGUGGUCCAGAAAAAUUCCGCUACGCACAGGAUGACUUUUCUCUGGAUGAAAGCGAGUGCCGGGUGAUGAAAGGGAGCCCUGCAACUGCCACGGGCAGUAAGUCAUCUCCCACCCCUCAGAAGAGCUCAGCAAAGAGUCCAGCCCCCAUGCGUCGGAGCAAGUCUCCAGCCGAUUCAGGUAACCAUCAAGAUGCAAAUGGAACCUCAAGCAGUCAGUUGUCUACACCCAAAUCAAAGCAGUCACCGAUCUCCACACCUACCAGCCCAGGGAGCCUCCGUAAGCACAAGGUAGACUUGUAUCUGCCUCUGUCUUUGGAUGACUCUGAUUCCCUUGGAGACUCCAUGUAAAGCGACAUGAAGCUAUAUGUCCAUAUUGCAAGCUAUGUUUAAGAUACAGUAGAGUACUUCUGCCAAAAUAAGCAGAUAGGUGACUGGUGCUUUCAAAUCAGACAAAGGACACACAGUUAUAUGUCAUUUUUUUUCUGUGAUUUAUCCUCCGUGCCACAAAUCAAUACCUACCAGUCUAUAGAGAUAGAGGGAUACCAUUCUUCUAAGUUAUAGGGAUGUAAAAUGGACAUUGAGAGAAAUUUGAGGCCAGUAUGCCAAUGAUCCUGUGCAUUUCCCAUUUUCUUCUAUUAUUUCUUCUGCUGCAAUUCUGUAAUUUUCCUAGUGAUAGUAAAGUAGCUCCCCCUGGAAGUGUGCAAAUGGAUCGCUUGCUGACCAAUUUGCAAGCUCAAGUAGAGCAAAUGAUAUUCUCCACCUGUCCAAACUGCCGUUUGCCAGCUCAACUGCUCCUCAUUUGCAGCCCCCAUUUUACCACCUGGUUUUAUUGUUGGAGGGCAGGAAGGGAAAUGACUUACUAGUUUGAUGCUUAAUAUGCCAGCAGAAACUUGGAUGACAUGAGGAAUGAUUGCAUAAGAUGCUAAGUAAGGUUAGUACAAUAGUGAUUCAAAUAUUGGGAUUUCUUAAAUUUUUUUAAAUGAUUAAGCAAAAAAAUGUAAAUCAACGGAAUUAUCUGGAGUGGAACACCUUUCACAUAUGAUCCUAAGAUACUGCUAGCUGGUAACAAAAAUUUUAUACCUACCCUAUGGUAUCUCUCUAUCUCUGUUUGUAACAGUAAUGCCUUGUGAACAGCCAACACUGAAAACACUGUGAAAAAUUGUUUUCAGGUUUGACACCCUAUAGGUCACUUUUUAUAGCAAAAAAUCAAUACACUUUUUAUAAAGGAAAACCUUGUAUCUGUGUUUUGGGAGUGAGGAUUCAAGCUCCUUCUUUUUUAUAAAAGCUGGUGAUUUUCUUUUGUUUAAAAAACACAUUCAGAAAAAUGUACAAAAAACCCCAAUCAACAACUGCAGAACAGUAAGAACAACAACUCAGUUUAGAAAUCUUGUCAUCACUGCCAAAAUAGACACAUGUGGGGAAAAAAAAAGUCAAUUCAAAAUACUGAAUGUUUUGAUAGUUUUUGUAAUGUUUAAGACUACAUAUUUGGUUUUUUACACUUCAGUAUUCCUAACUAUGGCCAGACUCUCUACUUAUAUAACAAAUGGAAUUUUGUGGUGUUCAAAACCCCGUAUUUUAAGAAACUCUUCUGUCUGACAAAAACAAACUUACUGUAUUUAGAGAAAUCUUUUGCUUUUAUUAAUCAGAAAUGACUCCUACAGAAUGCAAAGUUCAUCUACUCACGCAGGGCUGGUGGUUUUUACUACACCGAAGCUUUGUCAUAGGCUAGCUGGCAUUGCCUUCCUUUCUCAUGGAAUAAGCUUUUGAUGAAAUGGAUUAUUAUAGAAUUUUACCUAAAUGAAAUCUGUGCAAUCAAAUCUUUCUUUGUUGCUCUAUUUGCCUUUGUUUCAACAUACACACCUAUUCCCCAUUGCCUUGCAACCCCUUGUGAUUAGAAUGAAUUAUAACGUUGUAAAGUUUGAUGCUACAUGAAUGCUGAGUUGUUCCCAAAGCCACUCCACAUUUUGUUUGCUUGCAUUGCUGGUAUGAAACAAUCUGUGCAGGCUGCAUCUUUAGAGGUUCAUGUGAUGAUACAAAGAGAUUCAUCUAAGAGAGGCCAGGAUUGGGAAUUAUCAAGGGGUUGGAGUUAUUAUACACCCAAUUUGCACCCAGUAGUCUUAGUGUAUGAUCAUUUACACCCAGAGUUUUGUACAAGAAAUCAUUUGUUCCCACAAGUCAUUUAAUUGAGUAACUCUCUGAUGACAUGACCACUAAAUGAUCUUUUCGCCUGUUAUAUAUAGAAUCCUGGUUUCAGUUCAAAGACUAAUGUCUCCUGUUGAAGUUUUGUGGGGAAAAGGAUGAUAGUGUGGACAAAGCAUAGGUGCAGUAGUCAGGACACCUUCAUUCAGCCCUUGGUAUUGCUAAAUUCAGUGUCUGAACGGGAGCAGGUCUCUUGGUAACCCUGUGCCUCAAUCUGUUUAUCUGUCCCUACAGGGACAAUACUGUUCUACCUCACUGGGGGUUGUGAGGCCAAAUGUUGGUUAACAUUUGUAAAGUGCUUUCAGAUCCUCUAACAGAAGGUGCUGAAGUAUUCUCGGUGCAGAUUUGGUUAUGGGUGCUAAUUUUGGGCUGUUUAAUCCUGUGGGUGCUAUUGUAGACACUGGUCAUGAGAAAACAUGACUUUUUAAGCAUAAGGAUGUCAAAGGCCAUGGUUAUGCUAACAAUAUUAUUCAUUACAGCUUUUGUUUUAGUAAAAGCUUUAGUAGGACAGAUAAUUUGACAUGCUUUUAUGCUCUCCUCUGUUCUGUGGUGGAAAUCUGAGUCCCUGCCCAAGUCUCUGCCUUUACAGGGACUAAUAGUCCCUUUACAUGGACUAAUAGUCGUGAUCCUGCCUGUUAGAGAUGGACUUGGACUCCAGUCAAAGGUGUUGUCACUUCAGUGACACAGUCUAUUUCUGUCAUAGUCAGGGUUAGCAUGUCCAGCCACCUUUCCUCCAAGUCUCUGCUAAACCAAGAGACCAGCCAUGAAAUCACAUCUAGGUUCUCCUGCUAUUCACUACAGAGCACUCACCACAGAUCCACCAGGAAAACCUAAAUCUCUGACACGCAUAAACAGACUGAACUGCUAGAGCUGAUGGUGGUAGGAAAGGAGUCCAAGAUGUGCUUUCAUCCAGUAUCUAUGAGUUCAGUUUGUAUAAGAUAAAGCAGGAUCCCAAGGGGUGAAUGAACCCCUUUUGAAGUAGCUGUUGAGAAGUGGUUGCUUUCCUUUCUGCCACAAAUAGUCUUUAGUUAUUUGAAGAUGCUCUUCCUGGUGGAGCAUGCAAAGGAAUCACUGAGGUCUUCUUCCCAAGCUGCACCUAGUGAUGCAUUUAAAACCUGAUCCUACAAAUGCUCCCUUGGAAGUGGAGUUUUGUUUGCAUGAGGAUCAUCCUGGGGUGGGGCUGAGCCCAACAAUUCCUUCAGGGAGUUAGGGGCACCUUGAAAAGGCCUAAAAGAAGAAAAAACUAAUUGUUCAGUGGGAAAAAUAGCCAUUCAAACCAGUAGAAGCCACAAAGAAAACAGGGUAUGAGGUCAAACUCCCAAGUUUCAAAAAAGCAGUUUUCUAGGUAGAAAUGCCUGGGCAGUGGGAGAAGUCAGUGAGCAUUUCAGCUGUAACAUAUAGUUAUGUCUGUAUUAAUGCCAAUAUUGCAUGAGUUCUUGUACAGAAAUGCAUGUGGAAUGUUACCUGCAUUCAAAACUAGUUAUCUUUGGCUUUGUAGGAUCCCUAACAUAGAUUUGAAUACAAAGAGAAACAAUGCACAGGCAUUGUACCUUAGUCAUUUGAUUAUAACGACAGUCCUGAUUCAGGAAACAACUUAAAGACAUGCUUAAAUUUUAGUGCAUGCUUUGCUCCUGUUGAUUUUCAUGAGAUUUAAGCUGCAUUUGGUCAGAAAGCUUUCCUGAACCGGAAUUAAUUAGUAAUUAAUUUCAAUAUACUAUAAUAAUUCCAUACCCUAUGAGAUCCUGGAGGAGAUGAUAGUAAUUCUAUACUCCAGAGUUUACCUUUUAUGUUUUUUCUACUUUUACAAGCGCAUAAAACUCCACAGGAUAUGAGGAUUUGCCAUAUUAAUUCUGCUAUAAAAACCCCAUCUAAUUUGCCUCAUGAGGCUGCCUUUAGUGUUUUCAGAGACUAAUUGAGUCACUAAGAUUGUAUUGUUUUAAAACAAUACAGUAUUUAAAAACUAAAUGGAGAGACAAAGUAGCAGAGAUUUGUUUCUUUGAAAUCUGCCUUUAUUCAGUAUCCAGCAUAUUUUAGCAAAUUUGCAUCUACAGUAAAAAUACCUGUUUCAAAGACAUAAUCAUUAAGAAGAAAUUGGAGCAAUCCUCCAAGCAUAGACUAAUGUAUUUGUACAUUUCAGUGAUGGUCUUGACUGUAGAAGAUCAGGUCAAUGCAGCAAAAACUUCAGCCUCAGGAUUUUUGUCACCUGUAAAGCAUUUAUAAUCCUGAAGUUUCUGGGUUAAAGCCUCAUCUGUUUUAAGAUUUGGAGCUAGUUCAAUACCACCAGCUAAACAGCCAACCAAGACUCUACACCUUGAAGUAAUUUUGAAAGAGAAUGGUAAUCAGAUUUUUAUCUUGGUCCACUCUGCAGUGGGAGAUGGAAAUAGCUUUUGCCUACCAUUGUCUGUGUUUCCUGUAUCUGCACAUUAUUUACAAUCUUCUCAGGAGCUAAAAAUACUAAUUGUGUUAUUUUCAUAGAUAACAGAAAAAUAAUUCUGCUUAGAAAACAACUUCCACGUCUCUUUUUCACAUUUAGCUAACACACACAUAUGCAUGCAAAAAAAGUUGCACACACAGUCUAGCUGUUAUUUCUCUCUCAUAUGUUUGAACAGUACUUUUGAAGGGAAAAAGGGAGGUAGGACCAAAAAUUGUGGCAAACAGCAAACCAAUGUUUUUAAUAGGAAAUAAUGGCAUGAAAGUGUUAAGUUUCUCCUUGCCCAUAUGGAUCCUGAUGACAUCUUUUAGGAUGCCUUGUGUUUGUUUUUUCUUACCUUUGAGGUCAGUGCUGGUCUCCUUGCUACUUCUCAGAACACUUUGUGAAACUGCUCUGUAGUGCCAUACUGAAUCCCUAUGCAGACGCUGUUCCAGCGACAGCCAUCCCUGGAAGUUGCAUCUUCUCUGCAAGGGCACAGGAUGGACUUUACAGUAUGAAGCUUCUUUAUUGCAGUAAGGGCACGUGUGUCUUUUGUCAUUGACUUCAGUGGUACUCCACAUCCAUUCAAGGCAAUUGGAGAGUUGUCUUUUACUAUAGUAGAAGGAGAAUCAUUUUUAGAGAAAGGAAGAAAAAAUAGCCAAGUAAAGUAGAUAUAAAUUAAACCAGAAAGUGUGUCCUCAAGCUAAGACAAUCCACAACCAGGGAAAAGCUAUAUAGAGGUGCGUUUAACACAUAUGAGGUGCUGAUUGUGACCAAGACAGAACAAAACAGCUUCUUUUUAUAAGUGGUCAUUUAGGCUCAAAGUUAUUUUUCUGGUUGCUGAUGGAAGCAGGGUGGAACAGUAUUUGGGACUGGUGAGGUUCUUUGUAGAAGCAAAUGGAUGACACAAGAUGAAGAUCUUUUUCUGUCUAUCUAGACAAAGAGUGAGGUCAGACCAUGGGAUAGGAUUAGUGCUUCACACAAGACACCUAGAAGGGAUCCAGCUGAAACACCACCUUAGUGUAAUGAGACCAAGAAGGUUAAGACUUUAAGUGCCUUCCAACAUGUUUUGGGCUUCAGAACUAGGACUACACAUGUGCCCAGCAAGGUCUAGGUAAAAAUGGCCUUGACAAAAGGAGACAGGACAGACUUUGAUUGUUCAAAUAUUUAGCUCAUCUCACAUUUAUUCAACCAGCCCUUGAAAAUUAUUGUCUUCAGAAUCACAGAUUUCUUCUGGCUGAUGCUUCUAUCCCAUCUGUAUGAAUUUGAGCAGGCCUCUCCAUGGGAUCUCAGGAAAUGUUAAAGCUGAGCCUUGUGUCUCCCAGUGCAGCCACUUCUCACUGACUGUGGAGUGAACCAGGCUGGGUUCUGCUGCACUGGUUAUUGAUUCUGUUAUUCAGAGACUCUUCAUGCUCCUUUGCUCCUGGCUUGAGAUCUGGUGCCUCUCAUUCUGGGUGUCUCCAGGUGAAAGGAUGGGGCCAGCAAUGUGUAUAGACCUCUUGUUUUGUUUUGUUUUGUUUCAUCUGGAACAGAUCUAGUCAUUUGAUGUUUGUCUGAAAGUCUAGGGCCAAGCUGACAAAAAAUCAUGUUUUUAUAGAGAGAGGGGAGGUGGUCAGAGAUGGUAAGUGGGUCGAUGGAAAGGCUUUUUUUCAGCAAUGCCACUGGAUAGCUGCUCUGACAGGGUAGGGUACAAAUACUAUGUCUGUAGGUGAAAAUGCAAAGCUUGGGGGACACAGAUCACUAUCUGUCCCUCAGGACACUGUUUAGGGAAGAUUAAAAACGCUGACACCUAUUUUCAGCCAAUAGAUGAGCUUCUGAGCAAAUAAGAACCAAACCUAAUGGAUUCAGCAAUAGGAUUUCAGAGCCAUUGAGAUUUCAGAGCUAUUGGUCUUUGGCAUAACUGUGGACGGAUCAGGUCUCCUUGUGUCAUGGUGUCCCAAUGCAUAAAGAGCUGAUCACAAUACCUACUUCCAUCUGUAAGGUGCUUUGAGAUAGGCUGAUACAAAGAGCUAUGGGAGAACUUGCUCUUGAGAUUUAUUCAUUACUUAGCAAAGUCUAAAAACCUUAUAGAAACAAACUAUGGUCCAUUGUCUUUGGCAAGUAUUUUUAGCAACUCUGGCUCUCUCAAAACGAUGCUGUAGAAAUGCUUCAUUAUUUUACUAAUGGUGAAAGACAAUACACAUCAUUUUCAGUUCCCCCAAAACCCCUGGAGGAGCUAGCAAUAACUCUGAGAGCAAAGCCAUAUACACAUUCAGCAACCCAAAUCUCUUAUCUGGAGUUGCCUGAAUACAGAUCCCUGCUGCCCCUCUUUUUGUUAUAUGUAUGCAUAAAUACCAGGGGCAAUUCAUGUUACCAUUCAAAAUGUGGGCCUUGUAUUUGUAAACGAUGAAUAAGUUUAAUGAUUUCAGUGGCCUUCUACCAAGAAAACAGUGGUCCUGUUGUUGAAAGCUGUCUUGUUUAGAAAGUGUUCAUAGCCAGAUGGCUUCAUGGGAAAGAGUUGCCUUUCAGUUUCAUUGCUUAAUGCACUUAGCUGAACUAACUUAUUCUGGCUCUUGCUCUAUAUCUCAGUGAACUGUAACUCAGGACUCUCAAGCCAGUUUAGAGCUUCCUUAGGUCUGACAGUUUAUCACUCAAACAACUGAAGAAGGAGGAUGCCCAAAGGGAAUUAACAAGUCUUUGCAGUAAUUAGAGUCUGUCAGCUGAAAAAAGAAAGUUGGCAUCAUUAGAGAAAGAUGCCCUGAUGGCCAGUGUCAUGGGUAACAAAGGAAAAAGACUUCUUUCUAAGAAGAAUGGUAGGGGGUAUUUGUUAGGAGAUAUUUACUGAGUGAUGAAAUGAGCAUGAACUUCACAGAAAAUCAAAUGGGAGGCAGAGCACUGGAAAUGUCAGUGCCAUUGAUGUGUGGGAAUAAUAAAAGACAAAAGCCAAGAACUUCAAAAAAACAAAAAAAAGGGGAUGCUGGGGCUAGCUGAGGAUCUACAUCUUGGCUCUGGGCAGAAAAGCAGCAGGGGUUCCUGGCUGCAUGUUGAGAGUUAUUGCCCCUGCAGGUAUGCAAGCCAGGAUUCAGGCUAUCUGCCACAACAGUGUGUGUCCCAAUCCCGGUGGAAGAAAUAAGGUCACACUUGGCCGCAGGCAGGAGAACUUGGUUUGAAGUUCCUUCCCUGUUCCUGCUUUAGUCUUCUGCCAGCAUGUGUCAUCCCUAAAAGGGGGAAGAUCCAGCCCCUUGCUGAAUGACAGCACCAACCUGUCGCUUGGUUUUAUUUUUAUUCCUCCCCAUCAGAUUAAAAAUAGAAAUUCAUCAGCAUGCCCUGGCUUGGAGAAGGACAGGCCUGGCACACUGGGGAAUUGCAAGACAUGUGAAAGAGAAUAAUGAGGGCACCUCUGAACCUCCCAUCCCUUCCCAGGGAGCUCAGCAAACUCUGGAAAAAGUAGCCACCCACUUGCACCAGGGUGAAAAUCCGAGACAGGCUCCUGGAGGACGUUACCUUGAUUUGCUGUGCAGGCAGGGGUGCUGAUGAUAAUCUUGUUCAUGAAAUGCCUAGCCAUGUGGGUAAGAGUUGCUGCAUAAUCACUGGGAAGUCCAUGCUGAACAAGGAGGUCUGUGUUUAACACUGGUUUUCUCAUGAGAUCUUUUUUAUAAAUUCAGUUGAGUUACAGUGCUUGGGAAUUUAAACCUAAAAGGCAAAACAGAUGACUUAUCUGAACAUAUUUUUUUGCUGGUUAGCAUCAGAUUUUUUUUUUAACUUUUGCUUAAAGAUUGCACCUCUUUGUGUCUGUAGAUGCUCAGAUGCUCAAUAUAACACAAGUGAAACCCAAUACACCUAAUUAUCUGCUGCUUUAAACAGGCAAAGGCUCCUCUGUAAUUAAGGGAGCUGAAUCCAUUUGGUCCAAGGUUGGUCUCCAAUUUCAAAGAUUGAUUACUGUCAAUAAUUCUUGAGUGAUUGAUUACUUAAGUGCAGAUUCAGUUUCCUGGGUGACAGCUGCAGACUUUGCAGAGAAAACCUCAUUGACCCCAGCUAUAAAGUGAUCUCUUGUAUGAACCUCUAAUAGCAAGUUAUAUAUGGGAGAUAUUUGUAUAGUUUUAUUAUAGUUAAUGAUAAAGUUGAAAUAGUUUUCUUUGUUGAAAUAACUUUAAACAUUUAGAAUUGAAAAUUAAAAAGGAACCUUAGCAAAUCGGGGUGUCCUCUGCAUUUUCUGGUUCUUAAGAGUGUUGGCUUUAUCUCACUUUACUCUCACUUCAGUCUACCAAUAGAAAUGCCCUGAGCCCAGCAGGUUUAUAGAACUAGAAAGAGCAUUUCUAUUUCUUCCAGUAUUUUUCUACUCUAGUCCCAGCUAUAACCAAGCAGAGUAGAGAUUUAUGGUUGGCUUGGUUUCUAGAGAAAAAUAUUAACAAAUGUCUCUGAACAUAAAAAGGAAGGUUCAGUUCAUUUCAGGUGACUCAUCUAAACUCAAGGCUGCUUUUGAUUUUUAUACAAGCUGGUUCUUCCAUCUCUAUUUACAACAGUUAUAUCUAGGAAAUCAAGAUUCAUUUGAGUCACAUUUGAACAGCAGGGUUGUUGCAGGGCCAAGUGAUUCACCUGACAUGUCCAGUCAGAAUGAAACAUGUUGGUGGCACUUGGUCAGGGUGGACCUGAACCAAGCCCUGGUUCUAAACCCCUGAGUUUCUGAGAAACUCAUGUGCAGAAUCAAACUUAGGAAAUGUCUAUAAUGGACCAAAUGGACCCUAAGUUGGGGACCAGGCCCAGUGCUUGAAAUGAAGAAUUUUACCUUCAGAGAACCCCUGUGAAAUAUUUAGUGGGUUUUUUUUUGUUGUUUGGUUUUUGGGUUUGUGGGUUUUUGUUGUUUGGUAUGUUUUUUUUAUUCCAGCAUGUCUGCUUUUCUUCGUCCACUUCCAAGCAUUGCAUAGCAGAUAUGGAUGAGUUUUUAAUUCACUUCCCUUUGCAGGUGGCAGUUGAAAUGCAGUGAUAUUCUGUCUCCCUCUCAUGCUGACCACAUAGUCACCAAGGGGUUGCAGAACACACAACUUUUUUUUCCAUUUUUUUUCCCUCUUUACAACAGAAGAGCUUCUUCCAGAUUUAGUGUGAUGUCUAAUGAUGUGUCUCCUUAAGAAGAAGAAUGUCUAGGGAAUUAAUUGCACUGCUAAUUGGUGUUUAUAAUAGAUAAGGUGAAGCAGAAGUAUUGAAUGUAAGAACAAGAAAGCCUGUGAGUUGUAAUUACAUGUUGAAUUCUGACAUAUGAAAUUGUUGUUAGUUUGCUUCUUAUUUAAAUGAUGUGUGAUCCAAGCAGCUUUACCACCAUGGCAGUACUAGUACAGCUGCUAUUAUCAAUUUAGAAGACACCCAGGGUCUUUUAGAAAGAGGAAACCUGUCUAGCCAAAUCUCCUUCUAUUCUCUGAAAUGAUGACACAUUCCCUUCCAUGUUACUCUGUAUUUUAUGACACUGUCUAAUCUAGAAGCACAGGAAAGGAGUAUCAGCUUGCUGAUUUUGCUGUUACUAGCCUUUGCCUAUUUUCUUAAUCACAAAUAUAAUCACAAGCUAGGGUUAGCGACUCUCAUUGCAUAAGCCUGAGUUCUUCACACCACUCUUCUCUGAAGAGCACGAACUGCCUUCGCUCACGGCCCUGCGCUCUGCGGCUCUCUCUGAGCUGCAAAUCUGCUGACAAGUUGUGUUGAGGGAGGGAGAUAUGCAGCUGAACUGGAACCUGAUCAUGGAUUACUGUCUUAGGUCAUUCAUUGAGUUUGCAUGAUUUCAUCAUUAAUAACAAAGCUGCAAUAUAAUAUAACCGAGAGGCCACAAUGUAUUUUCUAUUGUGAUUCAGUGGGUGGGGGUUGGAAGGGCAGCCAGGUUUAAAGUUUAGCUGGUAUACUUUAAACUCUGUGUACAUAACCUUGGAGGACACGUGGGUGGUGAGGGUUCAGUUGUUAUUUUGUUGGGAUUGAUAAAUUUCAGUUUGUCUUUGUUUAAAUAAUAAGGUAUUUAAUUAAUUACAUUGUACAAAGAGCUAUUAAUUUAAAUGGUACUUUUGUUCUCCUAAAACAGAUCUAUCUAACCUUUCUUUUUGGCAAGCCUGCAGCAAUGCUAACCAUGUUGACUUGUACCUUGGGGGAGUGCAUGGAAGGGGAGGGGAAAUGCUUUUCUCUUCAGACAAAUAAUGUUGCCCAUAAUUAACUUUCUGCUUGGAUAUAUACCUUGAAUUCCCUUUACACUGAAUUUUUUUGUGAAGUUCUUUUAAAGGGACAAAACAAGCAGAGGUUAUUCCAAAAGAUCUCAACUGUAUCAUCUUGUAAUAUAUUGCAGCUUUAUGCCAAUGAUUCCUUGCUUACCUGUACACAGUCCAUGCAUGUUUUGAACUAAUUUUGCAUUCUCAUUUGUGGUGAGUUAUUUAGCAUCUUAACCACCUUUUGUGCCAUUCAACUUGUACAGAAAACAUUUUUAUUGACCUUUUAAAGGGAGGGGGAAUAAAAGAAAAAAAACCCUUCUGCUCCCUAGAUGUAGGUAGAACUCAGUUACUUAGCAAACAGAUGUAGAUGAGUGGUUGUAGUGUUAGAAAUGUUAGCUUGCUCGUGAACAAGCUUUUGAGAGUAAAUGCAUGGUCCUGUACCUCUUUUCUUAAUUAGCUCUUCCUUUCCUCCUGGAAAGAUUCUCUCCCUCUCUGUCUUUGUCUCUCUCGUGGUUGUAAAGUACAGAUUUGGGCAUAAAUAAAAUGAUAUACAAUGAGGUUUGAAAAGCAGUUCUCAACAGGUUCUCUUGGGGAACUUAUUUCUCACAGUGCCCUGCCUUGGCACUUUGAUUAGACUCUAACUUUCAAGGUAAAACAGAUGGAGAUCAGUCACCUGUUGCCUCUGCUUGAACUGGGGAACAAGUUAAAUCUUUGGAAGUUUGCGUCACUGCUAAACAUGCGAUCUUGCUGAUGAUCCAUUGCAGCUGAGGCAUAUGGCACGUGGUGUAUUGGCCGUGGCUUUCACACCUGGUUGUUCUACAUGGGACUAGUCCCACGGCCCCUGAUUUGCGGAGUUUGCACACACUUUUUGAUUUUCCUGGAUACACAGCGGAAGGGGGUGGGGGAUGGUCUAUAGGAAUUAUGUUGUUAGAGGUUCUGUAGACAGCUCUUUCUCCACACUCCCAAGCCCUGAGUUGAGUAUGCAGGGCUUAUUGUGUAAUAGCUGUGGUUCUGUUGGCAAUGGAGGACACAAAAUAUUCAAAGUCUUAAAAAAGAGGGGGUCACUCACAAAGAUGGAUUUUGUAAGAAACGGACUUUAAAAAAAAACCACAAAGCCCUGCCACAAAACCACAAAAUGUACCUAGUUCCACACAUCUGUCCCCCAUGCCUCUUCUCCCUUAACAGAAUUUCCUUUUGUUAGAAGAUUUGACUUUCUAGAAAAAAUUCCAUUUUUGUGAGGUGUUGUGAACUGUUUUUACUACUUGUAAUAACCAUCCCAGGUCUGAGUAUUCUUGUGAUGCAAUGCCAUGCAGCAGAGAACCUGUCCACUUUAUAGCUUUGCUCUCAAUAUUUGUUACUCAUUGUUUUCUCAUCUAAAUGUACAUUUGCAAGAUGUGUGUAAUGUCAUUUUCAAAAAAUAAAAUUUGGUUUCAAUAUUUAGGCCGAUAAAAAA
This is a messenger RNA of Athene cunicularia (burrowing owl), 13170 nucleotides long. RefSeq names its product doublecortin (gene DCX). Gene Ontology annotation, cellular component: neuron projection; axoneme. The record is from RefSeq and is a predicted model, not a curated record. Lineage: Eukaryota; Metazoa; Chordata; Aves; Strigiformes; Strigidae. The coding region runs from base 198 to 1298 and encodes 366 amino acids. Gene Ontology annotation, biological process: intracellular signal transduction; axoneme assembly; photoreceptor cell development. Gene Ontology annotation, molecular function: microtubule binding. The transcript has 7 exons.